AUGAGCUCCAAUCAAGAUGUGGCGGUUGAUCCGGUCACAAUUGUAAUUAAAGAAUGCAUUACACUUUCAACUGCCAUGAGAAAGUAUACAAAGUACACGUCGCAAUCAGGUGUUGCCGCACUACUUAGCGGUGGUAGUGAAAUUUUUAGUAAUCAGGAUGAAUCUCUGGCUAGUACAUUCAACAAUUUAUCGGCAAAUAAGCAUAAUGAUCCGCUUUUGUCGGGAUUUGUGCAAUUGAGAUUGAUGCUGAAUAACUCAAAGUCAUUGGAUGAGAUUGAUUCUUUGACCCUUCUACAGCCCUUUUUAUUGGUUAUAAGCACGGGCACAAUUUCUGGUUACAUUACAUCGCUGGCUUUAGACUCCCUUCAGAAAUUUUUCACUUUCAAUAUCAUCAAUGAUUCUUCUUUGAAUCAUAUUGUUGCUUACCGCGAGGCGGUGAAUUCGUUGACUCAUUGCCGAUUUGAAGGUUCGGAACAGACAUCGGACGAUUCUGUGCUGCUGAAAGUUCUGGUUUUACUGGAAAUGAUGAUUCUUUCGCCAUACAGUGAUGUUUUAUCGGACUCGAUAAUGUAUGAAGUUCUUCAAACGGUGAUGUCUCUAGCCUGUAAUAAAAAAAGAACAGAGAUUCUGAGAAAAGCAGCAGAAAUGUCCAUGAUGUCGAUUACCGUUAAGCUCUUUGGCAAUCUGAGAAAGAUCCCACCAACCGAAGCACAAAAAUACAUUAAUGACGAAGACUUUUCGAGAAAUACACUAAAAGAUGAUAUAAUUGGCACAAGUACGGAUAUGAAUGAGAACCAGGCUCCAGAUGAUAUACCCUCGGAGGCAGAGUCAUUAGAUUCUGAUCCCCAAGAUACUCAAAAAGUUAAGGUUGAGCAGCUUGAGGAAAACUACGGUCUUCCAGUCACCAAGGAUUACUUAACCAUCCUAGUUUCCUUAAUUGUUCCUGAAAAUCAGUUUAAACACAACAACUCAACAAAGGUAUUCGGACUCAAUCUAUUAAAUAUGGCACUUGAGCUUUCUGGAGAUGUUUUUCCCCAACAUCCUCGAUUAUUCAAUCUGGUGUCGGAUCCUAUUUUCAAGAAUGUUCUGUACCUAAUACAAAAUACAGAUCGUUUGUCAAUUUUACAAUCUGCGGUGCAAUUGUUCACUACAAUGACAAUUGUUCUUGGUGAGCACCUCCAAAGACAGGUUGAGCUAACCCUGCAAAGCAUUUUCGAAGUUUUACUAAAGAAUCAAUCGGAUAAUAUAAAACCUAGGUCACCAGCUAUGAAAGAACUUCUCAUUGAGCAAAUCUCAAUUCUUUGGACCAGAUCACCGUAUUUUUUUACCUUUAUCUUCAAAAACUAUGAUUGCAAUUUAAACAGACCAGAUUUAUCCUCUUAUAUCUUAAAGUCGUUGGCAAAAUUAGCACUGCCCGAAUCUGCAGCGAUCACAGCUGACAGUGUUCCACCUAUUUGCUUAGAAGGGCUGAUUUCCCUAAUCGAUAGCAUGCAUGAUCGCAUUAAGGGAGAAGAUAAAGCCAUAUUACAGACUUCUGCGAAGCUCGAUGUUUUAGAAGAAAGAGCAAGAAAAACGGAAUUUAUUAAGUGUGCUGAAGCUUUCAAUUCAAAGCCUAAGAAAGGUAUUCCAUUGUUGAUAGAGAACGGUUUUAUAAAAUCUGACUCUGAGGAUGAUAUUGCAAAGUUUCUUUUUGAGAAAAAUGGCCGCCUCAAUAAAAAGACCAUCGGUGAAUAUCUUGCAACUCCAGAUAACAUCACAUUAUUGAAAAAAUUCAUUGGAUUAUUUGACUUUAAAGAUCUUCGUAUUGACGAAGCGAUAAGAAUAUUGUUAACGAAGUUCCGCUUACCAGGUGAAUCUCAACAGAUUGAGAGAAUUGUGGAAUCAUUUUCCGCCAUAUACGUUGAAAGCCAAGAGUAUGAUCUUGAGAAGUCCAAUCAAGAUAUAGAAAAUGAUUACAGCACAGUUCAACCAGAUGCAGAUUCUGUUUUCAUUUUAAGUUUCUCUAUCAUUAUGUUGAACACUGAUCUUCAUAAUCCAGUUGUUAAAAAGCAUAUGACCUUCGAUGAUUAUACUUACAAUCUUAAGGGAUGUAAUAAUCAAAAGGACUUUCCUAUGUGGUACCUCGAUCGCAUCUACUGUUCAAUUCGUGAUAAAGAGAUCGUCAUGCCUGAAGAGCAUCAUGGUAGUGAAACGUGGUUCGAUGAUGUCUGGAAUAAUUUGGUUUCUUCGAAUACCGUUAUCACGCAGACUAGCAAGGAAGGAGUUCACUCAGAUGAUCUGAUGGAUAGCAUGUCACUGAUUAAAUUUGAAAAAGCAAUCUUUGAAAACGUAGGGCCAUCUAUCAUAGAGACAUUAUUCAGAAUAUUCGAGAUUGCGUCCGACGAUCACAUCAGUACAAGAAUGCUUACAAGCAUCGACAAAUGUGCUCAGUUGAGUGCUUUUUUCAGCUUCAAUGACUUAUUCAACGUCAUAAUGGAAAGAAUUACCAAAUUAACAACUUUAGCGGGUGAGAUUGAUGCAAGUUUAGCAAAUGACUAUGAGACAGAGGAUAUUCCUGUUGUAGAGAUAAAUGUGGAAGAGACACAAGAAAAAAUUACAGUCAGCAAUCUAUCUGUGAGAUUGGGUAAGAAUUUCAAGGGACAACUAUGUACAGUCAUCUUGUUCAGGUUUCUUCAAAAAAAUGAAGAUCCUCAUGUUAUAAACGAAACAGUUUGGUCUCAGAUAUUCCGAUUGCUCCUUAACUUGUUCGAAAAUGGCAUGAUAUCGCCUGAUAUAUUCCCGGACUUACAAAAGACCCUCAAGUUAGGGAGUCUUCCACGGCCAGCACCUGAAUAUUCGAUUAAUAAGUCAAAAGUCAAUAGAGGGUUAUUGUCAACGUUUGCGUCUUAUCUGAAAGGUGACGAGGAACCUACAGAAGAAGAAUUUAAAGCUUCCUUAAAUGCUUUAGAAUGCAUCCGCACGAGUCAUGUGGCAUCUUCGAUAUUUGGUAAUGAGAGGAACGUAACCGGGAAUUUGGUAAACACAUUACUGGAAUGUCUUUCGCUCGAAAAAACUGAAGAAAACAGCAGAUUUUAUGAGUCCGAGAUCCUAUUCAUUAUGGAAUUGUGCGUGGCUUCGUUUUUAUUCUGUAAGGAUGAUAAAGAUGUUGGGAAGGCAGUAUUAACUAAACUAAUUUCACUUUCACAUUUACAGGGAACUUCGAAACUCUUUGUCCGUCGUGUUCUAGCCUAUAAAAUGCUUUUAGUUUCCAUCUUAGAGGAGCGGGCCGCUCUUCUCGAAUUGGUAAAUGAAGAUCUUCUUGCGAAAGAAGAUAUUUACAAUCAACACUUUUUUUGCAGUGACCAAGGGGCAGAAUUUUUGAAGACAUUGUUAUCUCUUACUGAAAUCGAAAAUUAUAGUGAUGUGUUGCUACAGGAUGAGGGUUUUUGGAAAACAUUGAGGGUCUUUGCCUCUAAUAAUAAGCAUACUCUAACCGUAUUCCAAUAUAUUGAAAGCAGCGUCUUAAAAAAGACUAAUGUGAUAACUCAGCGUAAUUUCAUGUGGUUAUUAGGGCUCUUGGAUGAAAUUUCAUCCAUUGGAGCUGUCGGUGGGCAGUGGGAAGAGGAAUAUGAUAAGUUGAUAAAGUCGGGACGAAAGACUGACAAGGAAAAUCCUUAUGAAGAAACGGUUGAACUGUCUUUGAAGUCAAUAAAUUCAACUGCCCAUUUAUUUGACAUCAAAAGGCAUGAACCUCUUUCUAAAAGUGAGAUGAUUGCACUAAUACAAGCUUUAGCUCAUCAGUGUAUGAACCCUUGCCAACAACUGAGAACAUACGCUUUGAGUUCUUUGGAGGAUACUUUGAAUAAGCAUUUGGAGACUUUUUCGCAUUCCGUAAGUUUAGCUGAAUUAAUUGAAGGUGGACUUCUAACCAUGAUCAAUUCGGACAACAAUCAAAUCAGCGAAUCAUCAUCUAUUGUCGAUGUUCUAUUGUUGUUGAAGAAAGUCUAUUUGCACUAUCUUGCGCUUGGAGAAGCAGAUAAUGAUACCUUUUUAAAGGUACUUGGUGUUUUUAAUAAAUAUGUCGAUAAUUCCGAAGUUGAAAAGAUUCUGCAGGAUUUAAUCACUGAGAAGAAAGACAUUGAAAAGCAGGGAUCAAGCCAAGCCCAACCGUCUCAGGUUCUGGAGCCUGUGAUCAAACAAGAAGUAGUCCCUCCUGCGUCGGAGUCAGUAGAAUGA
Messenger RNA from Lachancea fermentati, 4215 nucleotides. The record is from the annotation of a GenBank genome assembly. NCBI's taxonomy places the organism in Eukaryota, Fungi, Ascomycota, Saccharomycetes, Saccharomycetales, Saccharomycetaceae.